AUGACAGUCACACUACCCGCCAAUGUUGAUCAACCUCAAAAUGAUACUUUCACAUCCCUUCUCUCACAACUCAGGGAUCGAUCCCUCAAGCCCUCCAAAGUACGCAGCCUAGUGCGCGACAUGACAGCAACCAUGACAAAGAGCCUGCACAUCGACGUACCCAAUGAUGAAACGAUAGCUAUCAUCGUGGUGCUACGCUCCGGUCUCGCCAUGUUCGAUGGUUUCGUGGACAACAUCCCUGAAGAUGUGUCGACAACUGUCUAUCACAUGGGUAUAUUCAGGGACCAGGCUUCAUUGCAGCCGGUUGAGUACUACAAUAAGUUACCCGUGAAGCCGGCGCACAUCAAGCAGGCUUAUAUUCUGGAUCCCUUGAUUGCCACGGGCGGUACAGCCGCUGCCGUCAUCAGUAUCUUAAAGGAUUGGGGAAUCGAGAAGGUUACAUUUCUUUCUAUGCUGUCUACUCCGGUUGGGUUGGGGCAUGCAGCUGCCGUGUGGCCCGAGAGUAGCCGAUUUGUGGUGGGUGCAGUUGAUCCUGACGUGGAUGCGAAGGGGUAUGUUCAGCCUGGAGUUGGGGAUAUUGGGGAUAGGCUCUAUGGAACAGCAUUUGAUUAA
Molecule: messenger RNA, 612 nt
Organism: Aspergillus tubingensis
Lineage: Eukaryota; Fungi; Ascomycota; Eurotiomycetes; Eurotiales; Aspergillaceae
Product: phosphoribosyl transferase
Exons: 2
Coding region: 1-612 (203 amino acids)
Source: RefSeq, a predicted model, not a curated record